UGCUCAACAUAUUUUACCUUGUAUUGAACUUUCAGAGAAACUAACAAAUAUCUCAAAUAUAUCGAAUACUCCGAAGACCCUGAACAUCCUAAAUACCUCAAGAAUCACAAGAAGUUCUACUAUCAAUAUAGGUUUAGAUAAACGGGUUGCCAAAGGUGUGGGUAUAGAAAACUGUUUAGAUCUGUUUGAUGAUGGUGAUGCUUUAUCUAAUCUGAAAGGCUGUCUUCUGAAUGAUAAUGAGAUUCUUGUCAAUGAUUUUACUUCAGAAAAUGAGAUAGUGAAUUCUAAUUGUAAACGAAAAGUUAAUAAGAUUAAUGAUAUAGAAAAUGAAGACAUGAAUAUGCAAAAGAGGAAUCGAUUUGCUUCAACAAUUAGUAAUAUUUAUGAUGUGCAGACUCAAAUGAUUGUGAUAAUUCAAGAUAUACAGAAAAAGGUCAACGAAAUGUAUACAGAUUGGAAAGUCAUUGGAUUUGAUAGUUCAAAAAUG
Molecule: messenger RNA, 487 nt
Organism: Funneliformis caledonium
Lineage: Eukaryota; Fungi; Glomeromycota; Glomeromycetes; Glomerales; Glomeraceae
Source: the annotation of a GenBank genome assembly